GUCUUCCCUCUAUAACCCUAUCCCUUCCCCAUAUAAAUGUGUGAAGCUCUGCCACUGGUCAGUAAACCAAACCAAAAGCCCAAAUAUUUCCCCUGCUCUUGAAAAGCCAGAACAGAGCACCGCCAUAAAAAAACCGGAAAUGGUACAGAUCAUGAGCAGCUGCCGGUCCGACCAGACGAUUCAACCACGAAGAGGACAUAUCAAGGCCAGGAUUCUCCGGACUUUGGUCAACUCAGCUUCCGAGCUGGUCUCAUUUUCGGUCCAAUCGAAAACAAAGCGGAAGGAUGUCGGGCCGGGCACACUUAGCCCAGAUUCUUAUCGCACCCCGACUCGAACAACUAGUCGUUUUGAUUUUCAUUCUUCCUAGCUUGAGACUGUUAGGAGAUGUUUUUCAAUUAUGUUUCAGCAAGUUGUUAGUCUUGUAAAUUAAGAGCUUAAUAAUGUUUCAGCAAGUUGUUAGUCUUGUAAAUUAAGAGCUUAAUAAUGUUUCAGCAAGUUGUUAGUCUUGUAAAUUAAGAGCUUAAUAAUGUUUCAGCAAGUUGGAAGUGUUGUAAAUUAAGCUCGUUUGGUGUGAUUCUUCUCUUUGUUUAUUAAUCUUAUCAUUUAAUUUUUUCACUGAA
Molecule: messenger RNA, 620 nt
Organism: Cuscuta epithymum
Lineage: Eukaryota; Viridiplantae; Streptophyta; Magnoliopsida; Solanales; Convolvulaceae
Source: the annotation of a GenBank genome assembly